AUGCACCAUCCUAAAGGUGACGCGGCGAGCUGGAUGAAAUACGAACGUGUUGGCGUUGGCGUUGGCGGGGCUGAUGGUGAUCACCCCAGCCAGUGGGCCAAAGAUCAAAACUGCCAGAUCAAGGUCAUAAUAUUCAAGCAUAAGUACAUGUUCGGAUCUCAAAGCGUGCCUCACAGCAUACUUCAUUCGCCUUCGGAACACGGCGGGUUCCCUCCUUUGAGGGAGGCACCAGUUCCAGUGCACGGCCAUGAUGCGCUGACGCUAGGGUUGUGCUUGACGGAUUCCUUGGAGCUGAACCUUUCUACCACGUACACGAGAUCUUCGCCUGUUCGACCAACACGCCAUUUUGUUCGAAUCAAUUACCACAAUGCAUUUCAUUACUGCACAGUAGGCUCUAUACGAGGCCUCAUUGCGGAUAACUUUCGGAAGGCAAAAUAA
Molecule: messenger RNA, 438 nt
Organism: Desarmillaria tabescens
Lineage: Eukaryota; Fungi; Basidiomycota; Agaricomycetes; Agaricales; Physalacriaceae
Exons: 4
Coding region: 1-438 (145 amino acids)
Source: RefSeq, a predicted model, not a curated record